CGUGCGUGUGCGGAUUGCAGCAGCGCAUCUCGCUCAGUGUUCCUGCAGGCAGCGGAGCGUUGAUGGGGAUAAUCAGGCCGGACUUUGGUUUUUCUUUCCCCUCUCAUCAAACCGCUGCUUCAUUCCAGAUGUGACCGGAAAUGGUUUGAUGUCGCCCGCAUUGAGUCCGCUGCUGUGACACCAUGGCUUUGGUUAUGGAGCCGAUCAGUAAAUGGACACCGAAGCAGGUGCUGGACUGGAUGAAAGGUCUGGACGACUGCCUCCAGCAGUAUGUGAAGAGCUUUGAGCGGGAGCAGAUAGGAGGAGAGCAGCUGUUGCACAUCACCCACCAGGAGCUGGAAGAGCUCGGAGUCACCAGGAUAGGACACCAGGAACUUAUCCUGGAAGCUGUGGACCUCCUCUGUGCCCUGAACUAUGGUUUAGAAACGGAAAACCUCAGAACACUGUCCCACAAGCUAAACGCCUCAGCUAAGAACCUCCAGAACUUCAUCCUUGGCCGACGAAGGGGUGGUCAUUAUGAUGGACGAGCUUCCAGAAGGUUGCCCAAUGAUUUCCUUACAUCAGUGGUGGAUUUAAUUGGCGCUGCUAAGAACCUGCUGGCCUGGCUUGACCGGUCUCCCUUUGCCAGCGUGACUGAGUAUUCAUUACUGAAGAACAACAUUGUGCAGCUGUGCUUAGAGCUGACCACCAUUGUACAACAGGACUGCACCGUCUAUGAAACAGAGAAUAAGAUCCUUCAUGUGUGUAAAACCUUAGCGGGGAUUUGUGACCACAUCAUCUCUCUGUCGUCGGACUCUCUGGUGUCUCAGUCAGCACAUCUGGAGGUGGUCCACCUCACCAGCAUCAUGCCCAGCGAAGGCCUGGGGAUGUACAUCAAGUCAACAUAUGACGGCCUCCAUGUUAUCACUGGAACCACAGAAAACUCUCCUGCUGAUCAGUGUAAGAAGAUCCACGCUGGAGACGAGGUGAUCCAAGUCAACCAUCAGACGGUGGUGGGAUGGCAGCUGAAGAACCUGGUGAACGCUCUGAGAGAAGAUCCCUGUGGAGUCAUUCUGACGCUGAAGAAACGGCCCCAGAACACCCUGAGCUCCACGCCAGCUCUGCUCAGGAACGUCCGCUGGAAACCGCUGGGUCUGCAGCCCAUCCCAACCAGCCCCACCAGCACGUCCCCCACACCAGGAGGAACCCUAGGCAUGUCCAAAAUGGACGCCCCCAGCAUGCAGGACGUCUACAUCCUCUCUCCCGUCUCUGGACUCUACAGCACCAGGGAGGAAAUGGGCCUCAUGUCGUGUGAUGACAUCGGUCGCUACAGCGUUAGCUCCCAGUCUGGGUCUAAGGGUUCAGAGGCCAUUAGCUACUACCUAGACCAGGACAGCGGUCAGUACUUCUCUCUGCUAGAGGGGGACGGACCGUCUGGGCCGGACUACGACAGAGGCCGCAACACCGGCGUCCGGCGGAGGGACAAAACUCCAACACAUGGUGAUCUCAGACCUGUUUCCAUGCCUCCUGAAUAUAACUGGAUGGCCGAGGCCAAGGAACCCAGCAUGGGAAAGAGAGGGAGCAGAGAUUCUGACAAUUCAUUGCUUCGAUACCUCAGCGAUGACAAGAUCCUGGUCAUCGAGGAGGAGCCUGAUGGUCCGGGCAGGGAGAGCCCGGGGGGUCCCCCGCCCAAAAGGCCCUUUCCCGCAGCCCCAGCUUUCCCCCCCCCUCCUUUUUCACCUCGUAUGCUUUCAUCUUCUCUCUCAAGUACGAGCCCCCCCCCCCCCCCCCCGCGAGGCGCAGACACACUGCGAGCCGAUACGGUGGACAGAUAUUCUGGCACAGGAAGCUCAGGAGCCGCCUCCAUGAGGAAGACUUUCCAUUACACCUCUUUAAGAACGAAAACCAAAAAGAGAAGUAAAGGUUCCCUCACCAGCGCCAGUCGAAGGCGGAUCUCCUGUAAGGACUUGGGCCACGGUGACUGCGAGGGCUGGCUGUGGAAGAAGAAAGACGCUAAAGGCUAUUUCACCCAAAAAUGGAGGAAGUACUGGUUUAUCCUCAAAGAAUCCUGCCUUUACUGGUACACCAACCAAAAUGAUGAGAAGGCUGAGGGCUUCAUCAGCCUCCCCGAGUUCAGAAUAGACCGAGCCAUAGAGUGCAGGCGGAAAUUCGCCUUCAAAGCCUGUCAUCCAAAAAUCAAGAGCUUCUUCUUCGCCACAGAUUGUCUGGAGGAGAUGAACAGGUGGAUGAACCGGCUGGGUCUCGCUGCCAUUGGCUACACACCGGAUGAUAAAGUGCCGCGCCCUGAUGAAGACUACUGGAGUGAGAGCGAUCAGGACGAAGUUGACGGAUCGAUGACACUCAAACAGGAGGGGCCCUCGUCCCUCUGUGAUACUUACCACCGAACACCAUCUGUCAAUUCUUCCAGCCCUUUCCCGGAGUCCAAGCAUGGUCGUCAUUUCUCCAGCGAGUCCACUCACUCCCACUCCUCAGCUGAGGACCAGCGUGGAGAUGGCCUGGGCAUGGGCACGGGCAGCACCAGCACCCACUCGUCCAGCUGCCGCUCCUCCCACCGCGAGCGUCGCUCCUGGCAGGACCUCAUCGAAACCCCCCUGACCAGCGCCGGGCUCCACUUUCUGCAGACGGCACCAGGGGAGAGCGAUUACGGCAUGAUGGGGGGAAUAGCAGGAGAGAUGGGGUUCUAUGGGGGACUGGGCAGGCAGGGAAUGUCCCCAGACCAACGCAGACAAGCAACGCUACCUGUACGGAGACACCACGCAGCAGAGAGGGACAGGGAGCGCGACGGGCCCUUCCCUCUGGAGCGGGGGCCCUACACACACAGCCACACACACCGGCGCUCCCACAAACAGCGAAGUCAGAGUCUACCGAGGAACAGAGAUCCAAUCCUGGGGAAACUGUUGCACAGCGCAGCUCAUAUGGAGGAGAGGAGUGAGGAUGAGGAGGCAGAAGGUUCAGCAGCAGACAUGCUGGAGGCAGAGGAUGACCUGCGGGAUUUCCGGAUAGACAGCAGGGAGAGGAGGGUGUCUGAGGGGAGGGAAAGACGGGUUUCAGAAGGACGGGACUGUGAUCCCCUGGAUGGGCUAGAGCAGCUGUACCGGGCCCUGGAGCAAGCUAAUGUGACCGCGCUGGGAGACCCCAAGCCCUGCAGUAAACAGGAGCUCAGACGCUGCUUCACCCAGAGAGUCAGGGACCCACUGCUCAACGACCGGCUUCACCGGGUCCGAGCCCUCCGCAGCACCUUGAAGGCCAAAGAGUCUGAGCUGGCGGUGAUCUGCGCCCUCCUGGAGGACCCCAGCCUCUGCUCCCAGACCUUCAGAGAGUGGAAGCAGUGGCACAGCGAGCUCUAUGCAGACAUCUGCCAGCUCAGUCCCGGCACCAACGGCCAGGACGACCUCUCCCCGAUGGGGGCACCUCUCAUGACCCACACGCACUCCUUCAUCGAGACACACGUGUGAUGCGAUGGAUGGCACCCUCUUUCAGACGCUGGCGCGGCGACGAACGCCCGGAGGGCUUUCCAUCGACCAUCACCACUCGGAGCACGUCCUCACACUCAAACACAGGAACAGACGUUGUAAGAUGUGUAAAUAUCACAGAGGGGAAGAGUCUGAGAGGUGUGGGGUGAACUUUUGAUAAUCAUGAGGACCCUCCCCAACACAGGGUGCCUACUGCAUGCCUGAACAGAAAGCAUUAAUCUUCCUUUGUCUAUGGAACUCACAUAAAGUCCACAAGCUUGUCGACUAAAACAGGAAAGAAUAACGACUUUAAACCCAUGUUUGUUUCUUUGCGUUGUGUUAAUGUUGAUGUUAGGGGGCAGGGGGGAGCCAUGUAGCAGCAAUACAGAGGAGAAACCUUUUCACCACAGCACUGUACUUUUCUACUGAUGAACUUUGCACCCAGAGCCACCAGGUCUCCCCCUCCCUCUGCAUCUUUCUUUUCUUCUCAUUGCAUAUCUCAAUGAUUUACAGGGAAAUCACUGUUAUUUCAGGCUUGUCUGAUGGGAGGGACAUGUGAGGGCGGAAGCUUCAGUGUUCAGACUGUGAGAGGUAGCCAUGAUUCGCCGUUUCUCUGGGAACCCAUGAAGCGAAGCAUCAACCGUGCCGUCCGCAGGCACGCUCCUUUAAACUGUGAAGUGUUCAGUCGUCUUGCAGAAGAAGGCUCCUCUGUUUUAAUGCAAUCCUGUUUCUGACCCCCCCACACACCCACCCACCCCUCCCUCUAAAAUAGUGCUCAAAGACUUGUGUAAAUGUGUAUACUGCUGUAAAUGUUUGAGUUCCACUACCACUGUGAUUCGCUUCUAGAGGUAGCGGAGAGGAGACGGCGCGUUUCUAUUAGUGUGGCUGCAGGAAAGUUUUUCUUUACUUUUUAUCUUGUUUUUUUUCACUGAAUGCAAGAGCAAAGGAGUUCUCUUUUCAAAGCAGUCACUCACUACAAAGAAUGCACUUUCUAUAUCUCUGUAUCCCAUCGGCUGCAUCACAGGGUCUGCGUCUCAUCAGCCUCCUCCUCAUUGCUCUUCAGAUAUCAGGUAAAUUCAUCUGCCCUCUCAUUUUAUAACGAUUUGUGUACAGUCUACAGAUAUAUUUAAACAUAGGAGAAUAUAUAAAUCUAUUUACAUUUUGUGUCAUAGAUGUAAAGUAAGAUGUAUUCUAUGCCAAGGUUUUUGCCCCCCUCCCCCCCCGGCAGGGUGCUCUGCAGCGGUUUGACUCGUUGGACUCACUGCUAUUCCUUCUCUUGGUGACGUGUUGCAUGAGGAAAGAUCCGGGACUAGUUAGACUGGACAGGGUAAAAUACUGUGGAUUCGUUUUUCUUUUUAUUUAUUAGUCUUGUAGCGCAUGGUACAUGCAAAAAAUAUUCUUUUUAUAGUAUAUAUUUUCACAUUUAUUAAGUCUUUUAUCAUUGCUGACAGUUUACAGACACACACUGUACAACAGACGGAGUGUUUUUCUUUUCUAGAAGGUUGUGAGUUUGGUCCAUUUAUAGUUUCUUCCAAAAGUAUUCACACCCCUAAAACUAGAAUUAAAAUCUCUAUUUUCAUUGUUGAUGCCUAAUUUUAACUCAGACAAUCGGCUCAGGUUGCUCAUAUUAAACAAUGAAAAACAGAGCAAUGGGCAUCCUUAGAAGACUUUAGGAAGUCUUUAGAAAUAAGAUAUUCAGAUAUACGCCUGAAAGAAACAGAUCGCUAACAGGACGAGCGCGUAGGACGGCCUUACAGAAUCAUAUCACCAUGAUUGACAGCUAGGAGGACCACUGAUGGAGAUGAUCCACCUGGAAAUAAAAGAUCCUCCUCUAUACCUUUAAUAUACCACAAGUUUCAUUCUGUUUAUGUUUUAGGUGAUAAACCAAAUCACAGCAAAAUGAAAUGUAAUCAGAAAAUGAUGCGUCAAUUUGGUUGAUUUUGGUUCUUAAGCACUUUACCUUUUUACUGUGAUUCCAAAUGCAAAAUUAUUACAAAAAUAUCUCCACCAGAUCUUGAGCGUAGAGAUCAACUGAUUCAGGUUUUUCCAGAUUAUUUUGACUCCAGUGUAACUGAAUCCCGAUUUGAGCUGCAGUUUUUAGAAAGCAUUAUUGUUUUAUUCUUCCUUUAUUUAUGAGUUAAAAAUUAAAAUGAUUAUAAAUGUUUCAAAAUCUGAAAUCAAAUACCAAGAAAAAAAAACCUUCCAGAAAUAUUGUCUGGUUGCUCUAGUUCUAACCUGUUUUUGCCUCUUCUUUACAAAAUAGAUCAAACUCGGUGAGAAACACAGAGAUCUUUUCAUCUCUAUUUCUGUCUCAUCUGAAGAAAGAACAAUCUUCCAUCUCCUGUGUUGCUUGAUGUAAAACGUUGAAUGCAUUUUUCACCAGUAGCUUGUUUUUAUAACCCUUCUUUCUCAAACUGUAAGCUGUGCAUGACUAAUGUCCACCUGAGCUGUGGAACCGCUGCUGCUCCUCCAGAGUUACCAGAAGCAUCUUUCUCCCCGGCCUGACGUUCAGCUGGAUGGUUUUUAUUAACCUCACCCUGCUUUAAAUAUCUGUAACAUUUUCUUUAAAACUUUUCUUUCUGCUUACUUUGACUUUAUGAAUCUUAUUUUAUUUGAAACUAAACUGAUAUUUUAUUUAGGGUUCUUUUAGCAAAUAAAGCAAAAUAUAACAGUGUCCCAUUACUUUCAGAUUUUUAAUCUUUAGAUAUUUUUUGGGUGGAAUUUUCCUUAUAUUUAUGGAAAGUUUGAGUUAAUCUGUUACAUAAAAUAAGAACAAAAUGCAUUGAAUAAAAUGAUUUUCCCCUACUGGGUCAAAUAUGCAUACAGUAAACAAACUGAUUACUAGGGUGUCAAUACUUUUGGAAGACGCUUUUUAAAUAAUGAAACGUGAAAAUCAGGGUUUCAGUCGGUAGAGAAGGACUUUGCUUCCCUAAUUUUUGCACCCAGGAAGUGGCUGAUGCUGAUUGGUCACAGAGAAACUAAAAUGAAUCAUUUCAUCUGCAACAUCAGGCCAAGGACUCAACACUGCCCCCCAGUGUCCAAAACUCUGAACAACGUGUAGCACCUGCUGCAUCCAGCUCUGUAUGUCCUCACUUCAUUUUUUACUGUUGGUCUUGAGUAGAUUUUCCAUCACAUCACACCGAAGUAAAACAUCAAACCUA
This is a messenger RNA of Cyprinodon tularosa, 6613 nucleotides long. RefSeq names its product connector enhancer of kinase suppressor of ras 2. The coding region runs from base 183 to 3455 and encodes 1090 amino acids. The transcript has 26 exons. The record is from RefSeq and is a predicted model, not a curated record. Gene Ontology annotation, cellular component: membrane; cytoplasm. NCBI's taxonomy places the organism in Eukaryota, Metazoa, Chordata, Actinopteri, Cyprinodontiformes, Cyprinodontidae. Gene Ontology annotation, biological process: regulation of signal transduction. Gene Ontology annotation, molecular function: protein binding.